Acomys russatus (golden spiny mouse) is the source of this 1467-nucleotide messenger RNA. RefSeq names its product SRY-box transcription factor 2 (gene Sox2). The record is from RefSeq and is a predicted model, not a curated record. Gene Ontology annotation, biological process: anatomical structure morphogenesis; regulation of DNA-templated transcription; cell differentiation. Gene Ontology annotation, molecular function: DNA-binding transcription factor activity, RNA polymerase II-specific; RNA polymerase II cis-regulatory region sequence-specific DNA binding. Lineage: Eukaryota; Metazoa; Chordata; Mammalia; Rodentia; Muridae.
CGGCCGCCGGCGGGCCGCGCCCGCGCCCAGCGCCCGCAUGUAUAACAUGAUGGAGACGGAGCUGAAGCCGCCGGGCCCGCAGCAAGCUUCGGGAGGCGGCGGAGGAGGAGGCAACCCCACGGCGGCGGCGACCGGCGGCAACCAGAAGAACAGCCCGGACCGCGUCAAGAGGCCCAUGAACGCCUUCAUGGUGUGGUCCCGGGGGCAGCGGCGUAAAAUGGCCCAGGAGAACCCCAAGAUGCACAACUCGGAGAUCAGCAAGCGCCUCGGCGCCGAGUGGAAACUUUUGUCGGAGACCGAGAAGCGGCCGUUCAUCGACGAGGCCAAACGGCUGCGCGCUCUGCACAUGAAGGAGCACCCGGAUUAUAAAUACCGGCCGCGGCGGAAAACCAAGACGCUCAUGAAGAAGGAUAAGUACACGCUUCCCGGAGGGCUGCUGGCCCCCGGCGGGAACAGCAUGGCGAGCGGGGUUGGGGUGGGCGCCGGCCUGGGUGCGGGCGUGAACCAGCGCAUGGACAGCUACGCGCACAUGAAUGGCUGGAGCAACGGCAGCUACAGCAUGAUGCAGGAGCAGCUGGGCUACCCGCAGCACCCGGGCCUCAACGCCCACGGCGCGGCGCAGAUGCAGCCGAUGCACCGCUACGACGUCAGCGCCCUGCAGUACAACUCCAUGACCAGCUCGCAGACCUACAUGAACGGCUCGCCCACCUACAGCAUGUCCUACUCGCAGCAGGGUACCCCCGGUAUGGCGCUGGGCUCCAUGGGCUCUGUGGUCAAGUCCGAGGCCAGCUCCAGCCCCCCCGUGGUUACCUCUUCCUCCCAUUCCAGGGCGCCCUGCCAGGCCGGGGACCUCCGGGACAUGAUCAGCAUGUACCUCCCCGGCGCCGAGGUGCCGGAGCCCGCUGCGCCCAGUAGACUGCACAUGGCCCAGCACUACCAGAGCGGCCCGGUGCCCGGCACGGCCAUUAACGGCACACUGCCCCUGUCGCAUAUGUGAGGGCCGGACCUCGAACUGGAGAAGGGGAGAGAUUUUCAAAAAGAAACAAGGGAAUUGGGAGGGGUGCAAAAGAGGAGAGUAAGAAAAAUCUGAUUUGCUCAAAUGGAAAAAACAAUCUAAUAACCCGCAGCAAAAUGACAGCUGCGGAAAAUUAUCACCAAUCCCAUCCAAAUUAAAGCAAAAACCGUGAUGCCGACUAGAAAACUUUUAUGAGAGAUCUUGGGACUUCUUUUUGGGGGGACUAUUUUUGUACAGAGAAAACUGAGGGCGGCGGGGAGGGCGGGGAAUCCGACCAUGUAUAGAUCUGGAGGAAAAAACUACGCAAAACUUUUUUUUUUUUUUUUUUAAGUUCUAGUGGUACCUUAGGCGCUUCGCAGGGAGUUCGCAAAAGUCUUUACCAGUAAUAUUUAGAGCUAGACUCCGGGCGAUGAAAAAAAAAGUUAAUAUUUGCAAGCAACUUUUGUACAGUA